Messenger RNA from Brettanomyces nanus, 660 nucleotides. RefSeq lists its product as uncharacterized. Lineage: Eukaryota; Fungi; Ascomycota; Pichiomycetes; Pichiales; Pichiaceae. The record is from RefSeq and is a predicted model, not a curated record. Bases 1 to 660 code for a protein of 219 amino acids. The transcript is spliced from 2 exons. Gene Ontology annotation, molecular function: oxidoreductase activity; ferrous iron binding.
AUGGAGAGCUGGUAUGAAUAUAUAUUCAAACAUCAUGGAAACAAUGAAUAUGCUUUGGAAAUCAAGGAUACCCUACAAAGACAAGAAAUUAAAGUUGAGGAAAUAGAAAUUGAUACUGACCAUGGAGUCUGGGUUCCAGGAAAGUUGAUGUUUCCUCAAGAAGCCACCGAAGAAACCGGCAUUCCUAUCAUCAGCCUCUCCACUCUAAAGACAACCAGAGAGAACACUGCUUCUAAUGUUCGACUAGGCAAAGUUAUACAAAAAUUAGGGAAUAAAGGCUAUGUCAUUAUAACCCUUAGCAUGCUUGUUCACAACUUGGAUCUCUCCAAAGCUGCUCGUACGAUUCAAAACCUUCAAAAAUUCUACUGUUCUAAUAAUAUCUUGAAACCACACUUUGAGGCUGAUUUCACCGAACAAGUUGAGAGAUUGCUUACCAAUGAAAAUAACGAGGAGCGAGUUCACGUCAUCGUCGGUUACCAGAAUGGAACUAAUGCAGACUUCAACUACUCACACCCUACUUUAAAGCAUUUCAGCCCAUUUCUUGUUUUUUUGGGAACAGCCACCAAUAAUGACAAGGCAGUAGUUUAUCCAACCAAUGGAUUCACUCCAGGGAUAAGUUACGCCAACUUUAAGUAUGCUGCAGUUCAAACCAAUCAUUGA